Pezoporus flaviventris is the source of this 1936-nucleotide messenger RNA. It is a transcript of the gene TANGO2, whose product is annotated as transport and golgi organization 2 homolog. Gene Ontology annotation, biological process: Golgi organization; protein secretion. The record is from RefSeq and is a predicted model, not a curated record. The transcript has 8 exons. Gene Ontology annotation, cellular component: Golgi apparatus. Bases 88 to 918 code for a protein of 276 amino acids. NCBI's taxonomy places the organism in Eukaryota, Metazoa, Chordata, Aves, Psittaciformes, Psittacidae.
UAAUCUUUAUUUUCUUUGUAGGCUAUUGCAGAAUGACCUUGCAUUAAGCGUUUGUGGAAGAAGCAAGAUUUAAACAUCAAUCUUUCAAUGUGCAUACUUCUAUUCAAAUUUGACCCCCGACCAGUUUCAAAAAAUGCAUACAGGCUUAUUCUAGCAGCUAAUAGAGAUGAAUUUUACCACAGACCAUCCAAAUCUGCAGAGUUUUGGGACAGCAGCAAUGAGAUCCUUAGUGGUCUGGAUAUGGAGGAAGGAAAAGAAGGUGGGACGUGGCUGGGAAUAAGUAAGAAAGGCAAGCUGGCAGCCCUGACAAACUACAUGCAGCCAAAGACUGAUCAAAAUGCAAAAGGAAGAGGUGCUCUUGUGACAAACUUCUUGACUGGAGAUCUGGACAGCUACACUUACUUGAAGAAAGUCUCAGUAGAAGGACAUCUUUACAAUGGAUUUAAUUUAUUAGCAGCUGACUUCAAUACCACCAAAGGAGAUGUAAUUUGCUACUAUGGAAACAAAGGAGAACCAGAACCUGUUUUCCUAAAUGCUGGAAUAUAUGGAUUGAGUAAUUCUCUGUUGGAUACACCAUGGAAGAAACUUGAAUAUGGGAAGCAGCUUUUUACAGAGGUGGUCAAGAGAAGUCAAGACCUUACCAAAGAAGAAUUGGUGCAGGAGCUUCUCACAGUGAUGAAUAAUCAACAGCCUCAAUUACCAGACCCUGCGAUUGAAGAGCAAGGGAAGGAUUACAUACGACCUGUACUGAACGAGUAUGCAGCUAUUUGUGUUCGUUGCCCAGGUUAUGGAACAAGGACUAACACGGUCCUUCUCAUUGAUUCCGAAGGAUGGGUUACUUUCACAGAACGCAACAUGAUCAGUGUAGAAGACAACCAGUGGAAAACAAGCACCUAUGAAUUCAAGCUGUACACUUAACUUUCCAUCUGAAUGGUCUGUAAUAACAGCAAUGAGAGAACAAGCCAUUAAGCUCUAGUAAAUGUUUUGUGCCAGCCUCCAGAAGCUAAAAAUAGCAAGGAAAUUAAAGGUUUAAAUAAAUUGGUAGCAUACCCUAUCAGGGCUCACAAAUCCUUUGGAUGAAACCGGAAGAAACUGUUUUGACAUUAAGUAGCAACUUUCAAUCAGAAAUAAAUGUUUCAGUAUCACUUUGCCUCCAGGGCAGGGCCGUGUCUGCCCAGGAUGGCAUCACUGCUUUUUGUUGGGUGUUCUCACUUUUGGUUUCUAGGAUGUUUUAACUAGAUUCUUAAAGGUCUUUUCAGUUCUGAGGAGGAGAAACAUUUGCUGCCUUUAUGGUUCUACCUGAAGGUUUUAUCAAAUGGGUACUUCUAAGAUUGUGUAACUUACACCAGUGUGUGUUGAAUGUAUUUUAUCUUUGUAGCAUUAAAUGCUUUAGUAACAAACUUUUCAGCAGUGCCAUGGUGCAAUGUUAUGCCUGGGGAGGGCAGAGCAGGGGGGGUACUUUCCAUUUGUUUUCCUAGAUGGUAGAGCAAUAGAGCUUUUUUUUCCUAAAACCUGAUUGAGAGUGGAUAGGAAAUUUAGUUCAGUCUGAUCAGUUUUGAUGAAAGACUCGUGGGAGCAGACUUGCUUAUCUCUGAGUGGAAUAAAAUCAUUUGUAUUGUGCCAUCUUAUUUCCUGAUAGUCUAAUUAGCAAUAUCAGUUUUCUUAUCUUCCCCAGCAGUCAGGUAAGUAAUUCAGCAAACAGAAGCCGAAUAUGAAGUUUACAUAUCUCAGCUGUUUUGUACAUGUGCAGUUUUGGCUUCAUGUCUUUAUUGCUUUAAUAUGUUAAAGCCAGUAGUGAUUGCUCAUAGAUUUUUAGUAAAAAUAGCUAUUUGUUGUAAGGUGACAUUAUUAUGGUCUUCCAUUGCUGAAAAAGUUGGGUAUUAAGACGCACUUCAUAUGUUCUGAUAUCUGUGAAUUAAAAAGCUAUUUAAAUUCA